AUGGUUCUCGAUCCGAUCAGCGCGCUGAGUAUUGCUGCAAGCGUCGUGCAAUUUAUCGACUUCGGUACGAAAUUGAUCUCAAAAAGUCGGGAACUGGCACGGAGUUCAACCGGCGCGCUGGUCGAGCAUGGACAAAUGAAAGCGGCCUCAAAUCGGCUCAAAGAGCUGGAUGAUGGCCUCCUGAACUCACUUUCCAUCUUGACCGCUAAAAAUAAGAAGUUGACGGAAGCAGAAGCGGCCUUGAGGGGCGUCUCUCAAGAAUGCAGAGAUAUGGCUGUAGAUUUCAGUCACGCAUUAAGCAGGUACUCUGUGGAACCUGGACAAAAUGCAUGGGAGAGCUUCCGCAAGGUUCUCAAGGCCGUGUGGGACAAAGAGGGCAUCGAGGCAAUGCGGCAACGGUUGAACGACCAAAGACAGCAGCUGUCUCUCAAUAUACUGAUAGUGAUGAGUGAUUCCCAGACCCAAAUCCUGCAGGACCUCCGCGCUGAGGGCAAACGCGUCGAGGCUAGCAUCCUAGACGCCGUUCGCCAAUCCAAUACAGACCUACAAUCGACCCUCGCCAGAUUUGCUCGAGACUUUGCCAACAAUCCCAGGAAACGUGAUUUGGACAGGCUCAAAGCGGACCGGGAUCAAUAUAUCUCGGGGCAAAGGAACGCCAUCGACGCAGUUUCAUCUGACAUUCACGAGCGCAUCAACGUAGACAACCCUAAACGCAUGCGAGAGUACAUUCUCAGCACCCUGUAUUUCGCGCAAAUACGGGAGAGACGGUCUCAGAUCCAUUCUGCUCAUUGGAAGACGUUCGAUUGGAUCUUCCAGGCAUCAGACCCGCAUGACCCGUCAUUUUCCAAUUUCAUCGAAUGGCUUGAGGGUGCGCCUUCACCUCAAGGCCUCUACUGGAUCUCUGGGAAGCCGGGCUCGGGGAAGUCGACGCUGAUGCGGUACUUGUCCGAAGAUGCGCGGACCAAGAAUGCGCUUGCCGUCUGGGCCCAUUCGAAACCUAUAUUAUACGCCAGUUGCUUCUUCUGGCUCGCAGGCACCGAAACGCAGAAGUCACUCAAUGGCUUGCUGAGGUCUCUUCUCCAUGACUUGCUAAUGCAAGUGCCUUCUAUGAUACCCGAGGCAGCGCCAUGGCGCUGGCGAGCCGCUGACUUCGGCUUCAGUCUACCUCCAUGGACGAACUCCGAGUUGCUCGAGGCGUUCAACAGGCUUGUCGAAGUGUCAAAGCAGACACAUUGUUUGUUUAUUUUCAUAGACGGCCUGGAUGAAUUCGACGGCGACCCCGACCAACAGACUGAACUCCUCACAUUUUUGGUAUCGUUAUCUGAAUCCGAUUCUAUCAAGCUAUGCGUUUCCAGUCGGCACUAUCCCAUAUUCCAGACAGCCUUCGAAGGGUUUCCAGCUUUGCGGCUGGAAAAUUUGACCCGCAACGAUAUCAAGAUUUUUGUCGAGGAAAGGUUCCAAGACCUCAAAGACUUCAAGUCGUUACAACAAAUCUAUCCUCAAGAAAGCAAAGAACUCGUGUUGGAGAUUGUCAAGAAGGCCCAAGGAGUGUUCCUCUGGGUGCAUCUCGUGGUUCGAUCCUUACGUCAAGGCGUAAUUGAUGGUGAUUCAGUAACGGCGCUUUCUCGCCGCCUGGAAGAGAUCCCCGACGACCUGGACGAGUUCUUCCGACGCAUCAUCAACGGCAUCCCUCGUCACCAGCGCAAAUACGCGUCUUUGUACUUCAGAAUCAUGCUGGCUCGUUCUUCAACGAAGCCGCCACUCCUGUCUUUGUUCUUCGCCGAAGAGGAAGUCCCGGACUUUGUCGACAAAACGCCGUUGCGAGCUUGUCAUCCUGAGAUCGUGCAAGCUCGGCGGCGGGCGAUGGAACGGAGACUCGAGAGCCGCUGCAGAGGCUUGCUCGAAACGCAGAAGCAUGAUCAGGACCUUUCCCCGCCCGUCGGCCGUCAAAUGGAAUACUAUGUGGACUUCCUUCACCGCAGCGUGCGGGAUUUUCUGCUCUCCAAGACCACGCAGAGCGUUGUGAACGAAUAUUCUUCCGGCGCCUUUGAUCCCAAUGACUUUCUAUGCAAGGCGACGCUUGCGCAACUCAAAAUGGCCGAUUCGCAGUCCGUGGAUGUGCCCAACCUUUCCAGGGCCUUCUUGGAGCAUGCUAGAGCGCUGGAGAACUCUUCUGGCGCCGCCCAUCCUAGACUUUUUCACACAUUGACAUCCCUGCUCAAGCAUCACGCUCCAGACUGGCCCUGUUCACCCGGAUCGUACGUCGCUCUGGCUCUGGCCUUCUCGGUUGAACGGUACGCAACUGACGUGAUCAGAACUGGAUCCUUAAAUGUGAACACCGUGUACGUGCACCCGCUGAUCUCCGGAGCUCGUUCUACUCUCCUGGAGUACAGCCUGUUUUGUGAGUCGCCCUCGGCCAGCGACAUGCCGUCCGGAAGGGUCACUCUGCUCGAAUCCGCUGCAAUUGCUCUCCUUGAACACGGCGCAAACCCAAACGAUGACAGAAGCGGUCACUCCACUUGGGAAAGUUUCCUUACUGCCGCUUCCCAUCUGAAGGCUGCGCGCUCCGAGCUAAAUCCUUCCUGGGCGCGAGUAGCACGAGCUUUUGUUGUGAAUGGAGCCGCCCGGAAAGCGGCAGACCCAAUACAAUCGCGAGUCCAUACGAAAGUGGUUGCAGGCAAGCGUUUACGAUACGCCAUUAGCGAGCCCGAAGACCUUGCCGAUACCGUCGAGACGGUGUUCAAGGGCCAGGGAGGGGAAGAAUACGCCGCCAUUCUGCGGCAAAACUCGUCGACUUUGGGCCUCGUAAAGCGAGUCUUUGGCAGAUCAACGCAAAGGUGA
Cladophialophora carrionii CBS 160.54 is the source of this 2841-nucleotide messenger RNA. RefSeq lists its product as uncharacterized. The transcript has 2 exons. NCBI's taxonomy places the organism in Eukaryota, Fungi, Ascomycota, Eurotiomycetes, Chaetothyriales, Herpotrichiellaceae. The coding region runs from base 1 to 2841 and encodes 946 amino acids. The record is from RefSeq and is a predicted model, not a curated record.